Messenger RNA from Symbiodinium natans, 555 nucleotides. NCBI's taxonomy places the organism in Eukaryota, Dinophyceae, Suessiales, Symbiodiniaceae. The record is from the annotation of a GenBank genome assembly.
AUGCUGGCUGCUGCCAAUGUCCCCUGGCUCUCGGAUGCCUUGGCGAGGGCCGUGUCGCAGAUUGAGCCAGCGGAGAGCUAUCUUCUGGAGUUUGCAUAUAUUCUUCUGGAGAAAUGGCAGCACUGUUUGGCUCGUUCCAUGCCGCUCCUGCUUGUGGCAUUCCUGUUGUUCCAGGUCGCCGCAUUGCCGGUGGUGAUCUCCCUGGGAAGUUUUUGGUUCCUGCGGAUGGGCCCGGGCAAUGCGUCGGGCAUUCUUCUGGCCGUACCUCCGGGCCUCGUGCUUUUGGUGCUCAUCGGCCUGAACGUUCGAAGGUGCCCUGGACGACGCCCCCGGGAGCUGGAACUCACCGCUGUCACGAAGUCGACCGAUACUUCAAAAGACAUUGCAAUGAGCAGCGAUCCCGAUGCCUCUUGUGAACAAGUUGCAGUGAUCGAUUGCGGCAGCCCCACAUCUUCCAGAUUAGUCGUGGGGUCGACCGACACUUCAAAACUGGUUGCGCGGAGCGGUGCAGUGAUCGAUUGCACCAGCCCCACAUCUUCCAGAUUUACCCUGUGA